AUGUUAGCUAGAAUUACAGGAAUGGCAUCAUGGAGUUCUGGAAGUAGAAUGAUGACAGUUGGAGUAUUUUUAAGUCUUAUUCUUGUUUACGGAUUCGCAUACCAUCUCAACAAUUAUGAAGUCUAUAUGGAAGUCGAAACCCUAAAAGCCGACCCUAUUACGAUUGUUCAAACCAAAACAGUAGAACAAACCGUAACGCAUUUCAGUAUAUUGGCCUCUACAAAAACAGAGUCUGCUUCACCAACCUCCACUCUCGAUCCUACAAAACUUGCAUUUAUGGUUGAGACUCGCUCAUUACCACAUCUACCACUUCAACUUACACAUAUGACAAGUGUUAUUCCACAAGAAUGGACCUUUAAAUUCAUGGGCAGCAACACCUCUAUCAAUUAUCUACUUAGUUUCCAUCAUCUACAAGAUCUAGUAGCCUCAAAAAAACUCACUCUCAUUCCUCUUCCUUCACAAUGGAAUGUAUCCAGUCGAGAAUCCAUAUCUCAAAUGUUCACCGACCCCGAACUUUACAAAUCUCUCUCCCCAGCCGAACAUCUCUUAAUAUUCCAACCCGAUUCAAUCUUUUGCACCAAAGCACCAACUACCCUUAACGAUUUUAUCCAAUAUGAUUAUAUUGGAGCACCUUGGUCUGCAAAAUCUACUCAUGGAGGAAAUGGAGGUCUUUCACUUCGUCGCGUAUCAUCCAUAUUACGAGUAUUAGAAAAUGAAAGACGAAAACCUGGAGAUGGAGCGCUUGAAGAUUUAUGGCUUAGUAACGCGCUCAAUAGAUUGGAAGGGAGUAAGAUGGCGAAUGCGGAAGUGAGCAAAACUUUUAGUGUGGAAAGUGUUUGGGAUGAUGCUCCUUUGGGUUAUCAUAUUGGGUGGUUGGGAGUACAUCAUGAACAGAUAUGGGAUAAACCCAACUACGUCUCCCACAUAAUGAACUACUGUCCCGAAGUUAAAAUUAUCCUAGGCAUGAAAAUAGAUAAUGAUAAACCUCAAGGAGUUUCUUAA
Molecule: messenger RNA, 1002 nt
Organism: Sclerotinia sclerotiorum 1980 UF-70
Lineage: Eukaryota; Fungi; Ascomycota; Leotiomycetes; Helotiales; Sclerotiniaceae
Exons: 3
Coding region: 1-1002 (333 amino acids)
Source: RefSeq, a predicted model, not a curated record